Phytophthora nicotianae INRA-310 is the source of this 1732-nucleotide messenger RNA. Its product is annotated as homoserine O-acetyltransferase. NCBI's taxonomy places the organism in Eukaryota, Oomycota, Peronosporomycetes, Peronosporales, Peronosporaceae. The record is from RefSeq and is a predicted model, not a curated record. The coding region runs from base 83 to 1303 and encodes 406 amino acids. The transcript has a single exon. Gene Ontology annotation, biological process: L-homoserine metabolic process. Gene Ontology annotation, molecular function: homoserine O-acetyltransferase activity.
CCAUUCUGCGAUUUGCGCCCAAGACAAAAGAGCGUCUCCGGUCCAGGUCUGCACUUCGUCCGUCCGUCCACAGCACUGCAUCAUGUUGCACCGCGCCGUGCGUCGCGUCUCGCGAGCCUCUUCCUCCUCGUUAUCGUACCCCCUCCUCUCUCGGCGGUUUUCGAUAGCCCCCGAGGUAUCCACAGCCUCAGGUCCAUCCUGUGGCCAAUACAUUGAGGAGGAGUACAACGACAAUGCGCAUCCCAGUGCCGUCUCGGGCGUAUACCAAUUGCCUGGGUCACUGACACUGGAGAGGGGGGAGAUGCUCGUGGCGCCGGAGGUGGCGUACACCACCUACGGCAAGCUGAACGCGGCGCGGGACAACGUGAUCGUGCUGUGCCACGCACUCACGGGCCACUCACUGGUACACCAAUACUGGGACGCCAUGGUCACGCCCGAGUGGACGGAUAAGUACUUCAUCGUAUGCAGCAACGUACUGGGCUCGUGUUACGGCAGCACAUGUCCUACUUCCAUCAACCCAGUCACAGGACUCCCGUACGGCCCGGAUUUUCCCGCUGUUACGCUACGCGACGCCGUUGCUUUGCAACGUCAACUGCUGGAGGACGCACUGGGUGUGCGUCAGGUACAGGCCGUUAUCGGCGGCUCACUGGGCGGCAUGCAGACGCUCGAGUGGGCGUUCCAGGGUCAGGAUUUUGUCAAGAGCUUCGUGGCUAUCGCAUGCGGCGCCCAGCACUCGGCGUGGCAGAUCGGCAUCAGCGAACUGCAACGCCAAGCCAUCUACAUGGACCCGAACUUCCGCAACGGCCACUACACGCCCGACGCUCCUCCUAAUACCGGCCUUGCGCUGGCUCGCCAGAUUGCCAUGGUGAGCUACCGUACUCACGCCGCGUACGCCGACAAGUUCGGCCGAUGCCAAGAAGAAGCUGCUCUGGACGACAAGCUGGCCUCCAAGUACGGACGCUACGUAGUACAGUCGUAUCUAGAGUACCAGGGAGAGAAGUUUCUGUCUCGCUUCGACGUUAACUCGUACCUGACUCUGCUACACAUGAUGGACACACACGACGUCGGUCGUGGCCGUGGUGGAGUCGAACAGGCUCUGGGAUCGUUGGCCCAGCCGUCAUUGGUUAUCGGUAUUGACUCGGAUGUACUGUAUCCGUUGUCGGAGCAGCAGGAGAUCGCCGACUUGCUGCCUAACUCGCAGUUCGCAGCGCUGUCGUCGCCUCACGGUCACGACGGAUUCUUGCUGGGACAAGAGGAGAUCAGCGAACUCACCAAGAAAUUCCUUGCUGAGAACGUGGAGUGAAGAGAACGAGAUGAAUGGAGACAAAAUCAAGGUUAAAGACUCGACUGGAUGCCCACAGCACGCCCCAAAGAGCGGCGGCAGGUCGGUGUGCCAGAAGAGUUAAGAGUGUAUAAGGGAAUGCAGCAUUAGAGACUUCGUUCCUGUCGCGGGCCCAAUGAAUUUAUUCGGUUCAGCGACCAGCAGCGAAGACUCGAGGGUCACCUAAAUCGGCCAUGUCAAUGAAAGAGUUUGCUUUUGAAUUCUACAACAUAAUCAAGUACCCCACCUGGAAGUGGGCACUACACUGUAGUGGUGCUUAGUAUUGCAUUGUACAAAUUUACUAACUGUAAAGCCUACGGCAACCUACUGUAUCGAGUAGAUGGACAAGGUCAUAAGCUGUGACAGUCACUCACAACGAUGUCUUCGACGAGGAAAGAUAAACCCCACAGG